Messenger RNA from Chionomys nivalis (European snow vole), 2522 nucleotides. RefSeq names its product dentin matrix acidic phosphoprotein 1 (gene Dmp1). Gene Ontology annotation, molecular function: extracellular matrix binding. The transcript has 6 exons. Bases 74 to 1588 code for a protein of 504 amino acids. Gene Ontology annotation, cellular component: extracellular matrix. NCBI's taxonomy places the organism in Eukaryota, Metazoa, Chordata, Mammalia, Rodentia, Cricetidae. The record is from RefSeq and is a predicted model, not a curated record. Gene Ontology annotation, biological process: ossification; extracellular matrix organization.
ACCUCAACUUGGCUUUUGACCUUUUGGGAAAAGACCGUGUGAACUUGCCAGGGUAGAGGAAUCACAUCCAAAUAUGAAGAUCGCUAUCCUGCUUAUGUUCCUUUGGGGAUUAUCCUGGGCUCUCCCAGUUGCCAGAUAUCAAAAUACUGAAACCGAGAGCUCGGAAGAGUGGAUGGGUGAUUUGGCUCAGUCACCACCACCACCUACGAACAGUGAGUCAUCAGACGAGAGUAAAGUUAGCUCAGAGGAACAGGCAAAUGACGAGCCCAGUGACAGCACCGAGUCUGAAGAGGACAUGGACACUGACAGUGACCAGUCUGCUUCUAGACCUGCCGGUGGUCUCCCUAAGAGUGUGGGGACAGUAGUCGAUAAGGAAGAUGACGAAGAUGACAGUGGAGAUGACACCUUUGGUGAUGAGGACAAUGGCCCAGGGCCUGAAUGGAGAGGACGCUCCAGACUGGACAGUGAUGAGGACUCUGCAGACACCACAAAAUCCAGUGAAGACAGCACCUCUCAGGAAAAUAAUACCCAAGAUGCCCCCAGUGACAGCAGGGACCACAGCAGUGAGGAGGAGGCAGCCAGGCAGCGUGAGGCAGGUGACUCCACUCAGGAUAGCGUGAGUGAGGAACGUUGGGUAGGAGGUGGCAGUGAGGGCGAGAGUAGCCACGGGGACGGCUCUGAGUUCGAUGAUGCAGGGAUGCUGAGCGAUGACCCUGAAAGUACCAGGAGCGAUCGGGGCCACUCCAAAAUGAGCAGCGCCGGUAUCAGGUCCAAAGAAUCAAAAGGGGACCAUGAGCUCAGGAGCACUCAGGAUUCAAAUGACAGCCAGUCUGUGGAAUUGUCAAGCAGCAAGUCCUUUAGAAGGUCCCAGGUCUCCGCGGAAGAUGACGGAGGUGAGCUCGCUGAUGGCAAUAGCAGGGAAACCCAGAGUGACUCCACAGAGGACACCGCCUCCAAGGAGGAAAGCAGGAGCGAGUCUCAGGAGGACACAGCCGAGAGUCAGUCCCAGGAAGACAGUACAGAGGGACAAGACCCCAGCAGCGAGUCCAGCGAGGAGGCUGAUGGGCCAUCCCAGGAAAGCAGUAGCGAGUCUCAGGAAUGGGUGGCCAGGGAGUCCAGGGGCGACAACCCAGAUAACACAAGUCAGAUGGGAGACCAGGAAGACAGCGAGUCCAGCGAGGAGGACAGCCUGAACACGUUCUCCAGCUCAGAAAGCCAGUCCAUAGAGGAGCAAGCUGACAGUCAGUCCAGUGAGAGCCUCAGACUCUCAGAGGAGAGUCAGGAGUCAGCCCAGGAUGGGGACAGUUCCAGCCAGGAAGGCCUCCAGUCUCAGAGCGCUUCCAGGGAGAGCAGGAGCGAGGAGAGCCAGUCCGAGCAGGACAGCCGUUCUGAGGAAGAGGGGGACAGUGACUCUCGGGACAGUAGCAGAUCCAAAGAAGAGAGUAACUCUGCAGAGAAUGCUUCAAGCAGCGAGGAAUACAGCCAUCCCAAAAACAUGGAGGCUGACAGCAGGAAACUGAUGGUCGAUGCUUACCACAACAAACCCAUCGGGGACCAAGACGACAACGAUUGCCAAGAUGGCUACUAGCAUUAGCUUGUCUAAGAAAUGGCUCUCACAGGAAGGAGUCUUGGGGGCCUAGGAGUAGGGAGUUCACUGCAACUAUAACUUAUUGAUGUUUUUAUCAGAAGUAAAACCAGGGCCAUUUCUUUCCGUGAACUGUUUAACACUACACUGUCCUAGCGAGUCACCCACUCCCUAGAAGUUUGAGUAACGUGGCAUGAACACACACAGUAAACGUGAACAGAGGGGUGUGUGCGCCCAGUAGCCCCGACUCACUAGCCCGACCGUUUUGGGGGUUCUGUUAAGUACGAGGCACAGCACUAGGUCCCUGGGACGGAAAGGUGCUUCAGGAUGAGUUUUGCUCCCGAGGAGCCUAUGGAGAGAUAUGCAAAAUGAAAACAUUAAAGGGUACCGCUGAAGGGAGCCCCUGCCAUGGCUGAGGUUUGUGCAGAGUGCAUGGGGGCUCAGCAAGGGGGGACCAGCUUCGCUUAGGAGAACAAGAGGGUUUCACAGCCGCAAGGACUGGAGUUGUAGGGUUACCUAGGAUUUCUCCAUUGAAGACAGCAUAAUUCUAUUUAUUCUUGGAUAACCAUUAUUAAAUAAUAUCCAGUGAAAUGUUUAGUUUGUAAAAAGCACUCUCAAACCAAGGCCCAGUGGGAUAUCUUGGAUAAAUAUUUUUUCCCAAUUAAUUUACCCCAUUCAGUGAUUUUGUGGGCCUUCUGUAAACAGUGCCUUAUUGAUGAUGAAAUGGAAAAUUUGGUGGGGAGUUAGGAGGAAAAAAUAAUUUUAAAAUAAAAAUAGCUUUAUUUUUUCCAAACUACCCCGAGUCUUUUAUAUGUAUUGCACAUAGCAAAAUUCUGUACAUAGGGCUGCACUUUUUUCUUUGUAUUUUUUUUCUCAAAUGCUAUUAAAUGAAGUAUUACCUCAUGGAAAAAUAUUUGUUUUGUAAUAAAGAUAAUAA